Messenger RNA from Tilletiaria anomala UBC 951, 1374 nucleotides. RefSeq names its product ApbA-domain-containing protein. Gene Ontology annotation, cellular component: cytoplasm. The record is from RefSeq and is a predicted model, not a curated record. Gene Ontology annotation, molecular function: oxidoreductase activity. The coding region runs from base 167 to 1288 and encodes 373 amino acids. NCBI's taxonomy places the organism in Eukaryota, Fungi, Basidiomycota, Exobasidiomycetes, Georgefischeriales, Tilletiariaceae. The transcript has 2 exons.
GGGCUGUUCGCUUCGUGUGGGUAUUGUCCAACCUGUUCGAACUCGAGCACAAGUCUGACGUCUAUCCGCCUUUGCGAGAACUUUCGUCAGUGGCAACCUCUGUUCACCCUCGGCGAUUCGUACCGAAAGCCCGCUGCUUUGCCUCGCACCCCGCUGCAAGUCCACCAUGAACUCCCAACGAGAGAUCAACAUCAUCUACGUCGGCGCCGGCGCAGUUGGCUGCUUCUAUGCUUCACGCAUGGUUCAGGGCGGAGGAAAUGUCAGAGUCUCCAUGGUCUGCAGAUCAAACUACAAGGCGGUCAAGGAGAGCGGCUUGACGAUGCAAACGCGCAACUUUGGCGAUUACCAUUUUAUACCACACAGGGUCUUUCCGAAUGUGCAAGUAGCUGCGUCUGAGGGUCCCGAUGUAGCGGAGUCGGCGAGUAAUAGCGGGAAGUGGGACUAUGUCGUGGUGACGACCAAAGCUCUACCAGACAUCGUGGACGAAAGUAGGACAAUUGCACCCAUCGUUUCACCACCCUCACCAGACGGCAAGUUUCCGGGGUCAAUUAUCGUUCUCAUCCAGAAUGGUGUCGGUGUAGAGCAUUUACACCGUGAGCGGUUCCCUCAAAACCCUAUCGUCAGCGCCGUCACCGUCAUUAGCGCCGAGCAAGUCUCUCACGGUGUCGUUCGGCAGAACCGGUGGACACGCAUCUCGAUCGGCGCUUUCACGGACGGUAUUGGGGAUCGCCUAGUCUCGGGCGACCAAAAGGCCAAACAGCUUCACAAAGCCGGAGAAGACGCUGUUGCGGAGCUCAACAACAUUUGGACGGCAGGCGGCAUCAAAGACGUCGAGAUGCACGAUGAGAAAGGCCUGCAGCUCGUGCGCUGGCACAAGUUGACCAUCAACGCUAGCAUGAAUCCGAGCGCGGUCUUAUCUGGAGGCACAGGUAAUGCGCGUAUGUCGCUUGAUGCGGAGCUGCGUCGGCAUCUGCAAGGAGUGAUGGACGAGAUCUUCGCAGCGGCGCCUUCCAUUUUGGGGAGGCCGUUCCCAAACUCGCUCGCCACGCCCGAGGUGAUUCUCAAAAGCACUGAGCGAAACACUGGCAGCAAACCUAGCAUGCUCUUGGAUUGGGAAGCGGACCGACCUCUCGAACUUGAAGUCAUCCUCGGCAAUCCGGUCCGCAUUGCAAGGUCGAAGGGCGUGGAGAUGCCUCGCACCCAGUCUCUAUAUGCGCUCCUGAAAAUGGCGCAGACGAGGAAAGAGGAGCGAAAGAAGCAGCAGCCAAACAAGCAGUCGAAAUUGUAGCUGUGAUAUGGGAAUUGCGUGCUUCUCUCUGCUUAUCUAUGCUACAGGUUGUAAUUGUGUCUAUUUCAUGAUCCCAAAUCGCCUGC